UCUAUCUCCUUCACCAUGGAAAGUGUUGUGCAGAGCUUGGUAUCACCUCCUGACCACCGGCUCCGAUCACAAUACUUCCCACCAAUGAGAACUACAACAGUCUCACCAUCACCUAUCGCAUAUAGAAGCCUGCCAUCCUCCCUUUGCUACGGAGAGAAGCCCACCGUAGCUGCUGCUUUCCCUUGUUCAAAUUCAUUCUUCCCUUUGUCUACAUCUAUAUCACUACCUUCUUCUUGUUGUUUGAAAGCUUUGUACGCAACACCAGAUGCAGGAGUGAGCAGUGAAACAAGUGUAUGGGCAAUGCAAGAUUUCUAUACUUUAAGGAAGGAAGUUGAGGCUACCUCCCAGCGUGUCGAAGACAUUAGGGCUUCUGCUGGUUUGGAGCAAUUAGGAGAAGAACUAGCAAAGUUAGAGACUGCAGCAGCAAGUGAUUCUUUCUGGGAUGAUCGUACAUCAGCUCAACAAACACUUAUGGCUCUCACAGAUGUCAAAGACAAGAUAAAUCUUCUCAAGGACUUUCAAGCCCAGAUUGACGAUGCAGAGACUAUAGUUAACCUUACAGAAGAGAUGGACUCCACUGAUACUGCACUUCUUGAAGAGGCUGCCAACAUUGUAAAAGAACUAAAUAAAGCGUUAGAUAAAUUUGAGCUAAGUCAGCUUCUUUCAGGCCCCUACGACAAGGAAGGUGCUGUUAUCAAUAUAACAGCUGGUGCUGGAGGUACUGAUGCACAGGACUGGGCGGAUAUGCUUCUGAGGAUGUACGUAAGAUGGGGAGAAAGGCAGCGAUACAAAACAAGAGUAGUUGAAAAGUCAAUGGGAGAAGAAGCUGGGAUCAAGUCUGCUACAAUUGAGCUCGAAGGUCGGUAUGCAUUUGGAUAUCUAUCUGGUGAAAAAGGAACACAUCGAAUCGUCAGACAAUCUCCUUUUAAUGCCAAAGGCCUACGUCAGACGAGCUUUUCUGGUGUUGAAGUAAUGCCUCUUCUUCCUGAAGACUCGUUAAAUGUGGAAAUACCCGAGGAAGACCUGCAAAUCGGUUUCUCUAGAGCAGGUGGGAGUGGAGGUCAGAAUGUUAAUAAGGUUGAAACGGCUGUCCGGAUUACACAUAUUCCUACAGGGGUAACGGUCCGUUGCACGGAAGAGAGGUCCCAACUUGCAAACAAGAUCAAAGCCUUGAGCCGUUUGAAAGCGAAGCUGUUGGUGAUAGCGGUAGAGCAACGGGCUUCGGAAAUUAAGCAGAUACGGGGAGACGCGGUAAAAGCGGAUUGGGGACAACAAAUUCGGAACUACGUAUUCCACCCUUACAAGCUCGUGAAAGACGUAAGAACAGGACAUGAAACGACCGAUAUUGUAUCGGUGAUGGAUGGGGAGUUAGAUCCGUUCAUUAAAGCUUACUUACGAUACAAAUACAGCGAAUCCAUGGCGAAUUAGUUGUGUAUAAUAGCAUCAAUUCUCUGUUACGAGUGUUGUUAUGCAGCGAACAAUUUCGUGUAGUACGAGGAGUGGAUGCAGGAGAAGGUGUAAAACAUGAUAUGAUAUAUCAUUGUGUUCGAUUCUUUUCGUCUC
Messenger RNA from Cynara cardunculus var. scolymus (artichoke), 1563 nucleotides. RefSeq names its product peptide chain release factor PrfB1, chloroplastic. NCBI's taxonomy places the organism in Eukaryota, Viridiplantae, Streptophyta, Magnoliopsida, Asterales, Asteraceae. Gene Ontology annotation, cellular component: cytoplasm. The record is from RefSeq and is a predicted model, not a curated record. The transcript is spliced from 7 exons. Gene Ontology annotation, biological process: translational termination. Bases 16 to 1428 code for a protein of 470 amino acids. Gene Ontology annotation, molecular function: translation release factor activity, codon specific.